AAGGUUCCAAGACGGAAAAUGAGGUGGUGUUCCUCCAGUUUGUGCCUGGAAUUCUCCCGGCAGUGGAGGAGGCGGUUGUGUGGAGCCUAAAGGCAGAUUAGGUGACCGUUUCGCAGUAACCGCGACCUGCAUCUCCCCGGUGCCGGUCACUUCAACCACCCCCCCUUUUUGUUUUACUAUUUUACAAACGUUCAUUUGCUAAAAGCACGACAGAAGGAUAUCCAGCGCCAACCACUACUGCAACUAAUACAGAAAGAACUAGGCAGUCAGAAACUGACUACAGUAAGGUAACACUAACAACCGCUAAACGCACCCGCAAUACUUCAGGUGAGAAUCCCAUUCACAUUGUCCACGACACACGCGAUCCCGAGGGGCCCACCGAGCGCCGAACUCAACCAGGGGGUGCCCGCCGGAUACCGUGUGCUCCCCUCUCCGUUCAGCUCUCCCCCUGCCACACUAUCACAGAUAUGUCAGUCCUCCGCCUCCCCCCACUGCCGGGAGAAUUCCAAGCGCGAACUGGAGGAACCACCACCUCAUUUUCCGUCUUGGAACCUUGCAGCCUAAUGUCAUGAACAUUGAAUCCUCCCACUUGAGGUCACCCCCACUCCCUCCACAGCCAACCCCAACCAUGCCUCUUUACCUUUCCUUGCCUCUCUCUCUCUCUCUCUCUCUCUUCUACGCUCCUUUUAUCCCUCCUUACCUGUGACCCCCCCUCCCGGUAGAUCUGCUCUGCCCUCCUACCCCGCACCUGCCCAUCACGAUCUGUUACCUGCAUCUACCUAUCCCCACCCUGUGCCCACCCCGCCCUGUCCACCUAUCACUGCUCUGCUUUUCCCUCCUAUAUAUCGGGCUUCCCCGUUUUCCUACCUUCAGUCCUGAAGGAGGGUCCCGACUCAAAAGGUUGACCGGCUGCUUUUCUCCACGGAUGCCGGGGUCGGGGCGGCAGUGAGAGAGAGGAAACGCCCCGUCCACAGAGCUCCGUGCACCGAGCUGUUCACCUCUCCCUCUGUCAGAAUGUGACCUGGGGCAAGGGUCUUUCUUCCACCUCCUCUGUGUUUCCCGGAGAAGCACUCCAGAGGGGAAAGAGCUGAGGACAAUGCAGAGCCACAAAGCGCAAGGCAAUGUCAGAGAAGAUCCGGGGGUCAGGUAAGGCGCAGACACCUCCGCUUGCGUGUCAGACCACUUGCUCCUUGCUCCGCAGGCGUCCACUUCCCCCCCCCCAAUUAAACCCCCUCACCACUAACCCCAGCCCCUCCGACCGUGCUGUGUGAGUUGUCGCCCUGCAAAGACUGUAACGUGGAGAGUGCGAAUCGGAGGCGUGUGUGUGGCGGCGGGGGCAGGGAUGGGGACCGAGUUGCUUCGGAUGUUGACGGGACGUCCCAGAGCUGAGUUCCUGCAUUCAUCGCGGAGGGAAAACGGCGAGGGAGGAAAGAUCGGGGCAAGGAGCGAGAUAGUGUUGGAAGCCAAAGAUACCCCAAUGGUGUUCGCUCCACAACCUGUGGAUCAUUGUGGUCAUCUUCGUGACCGUCAUCCUGGUAGUCCAGGCACUGGGAAUCAGGGAUAUGAGGAUGAAGUAUGAAAAGGUACUGAAGCCUUGGAUUUUCCAAGUGAACAACAGGAUGCUGGAGAAAACCUGUCAACCCAAGACUCACCUAAUGUUCCUAAAGACACACAAGACAGCCAGCAGUACAGUGCUAAACAUCUUGUACCGCUUUGGGGACGCCAGGAACUUAACCUUCGCCCUCCCCUACCAAUACUACUUUGGCUAUCCCUACCUCUUCAAAGCAACAAUGGUUAAAUCUUACAGCCCUGAAAAGGCACAGAAGUUUCACAUACUUUGUCACCACAUGAGGUUCUAUAAGCCUCAGGUUGAGAAAGUGAUGCCAAAUGGGACCUUUUACGUGUCCAUCUUACGAAACCCAGUGACCUUGAUGGAGUCAUCCUUCACCUAUUACAAAGGGUCUUGCUCGGUCUUCAGGAAGGUGAAUUCACUGACGCAGUUCUUGGCCGAUCCGUGGAAAUACUACUCCCCAGACGGCCAUGACAACCAGUACGCCAGGAACACCAUGUGGUUUGACUUCGGUUUCGAUAACAACGCAAAUGACACGGAGGAGUACGUGGAUUUUGUCAUAAAUGAGAUCGAGAACACUUUCCACCUCAUCCUCAUCUCAGAGUACUUUGACGAGUCGAUGGUCUUGUUGAAAGACGCGCUCUGCUGGGAGUUUGACGACGUGGUUUCCUUCAAGCUGAAUGUCAGGAACAAAGUCACCGUGAGGUCGCUGUCCGAGGUGGAUGUGAAGCGAAUCAAGGCCUGGAACUCGCUGGACUGGAGGCUGUACCUACAUUUCAACCAGACCUUCUGGCAGAAGGUGGAGCAGUAUGGCCGUAAGAGAAUGGCGGAUGACGUCCUCGUUCUGCAGAGGGCAGGCAAAGAGUUAGGCGACCUCUGCCUGAAUGGAAGCAGGCCAGUAGACACCAGUCAGAUCCAAGACAAAAAGCUCAAACCCUACCAACAGGGCAAUGCUCGAAUUAUGGGCUACAAUCUCAACACAAACCUCGACGAAAGCACCUGGGAAAAAUGUAUUCGCAUGGUGACGCCUGAGCUGCAGUACAAGGACCGGUUGGAUGCCAAGCUCUUUCCCCCUUGAAACCUGAACUUAAAAGAUCCAAAGCUUUCCUUUAUCUGGGAAGCAGAUUCCUGCCACUGUCUGUAAGGAGUUUGUACGUUCUCCCUGUGUCUGCAUGGGAUUCCUCUGUUUGCUCCGGUUUCCUCCCAUCUUCCAAAGGUGUGCGGGUAGGUUAAGACGGGUUUAAAUGGGCGGUGCAGACUCGUUGGGCCGGAAGGUCCUGUUACCGUACUGUAUAAAUAAAGUUUAAAAAAAAUAAA
Pristis pectinata (smalltooth sawfish) is the source of this 2887-nucleotide messenger RNA. RefSeq names its product galactose-3-O-sulfotransferase 2-like. Gene Ontology annotation, molecular function: galactosylceramide sulfotransferase activity. Gene Ontology annotation, cellular component: membrane. Lineage: Eukaryota; Metazoa; Chordata; Chondrichthyes; Rhinopristiformes; Pristidae. The transcript has 4 exons. The record is from RefSeq and is a predicted model, not a curated record. Gene Ontology annotation, biological process: glycolipid biosynthetic process. Bases 1563 to 2648 code for a protein of 361 amino acids.